CCUGUGUGUAGCAUAGAAAACUGCCCAGAUCUCUCUGUUACGCUUCUAGCGCAUUAUGGCAGAAAACGAUAAUCAUAAUAGAAUGACAUUUGGCGGUGGGUGUUUUUGGGGAAUGGAGAAACAUUUCAGGGAAGAGUUCGGGUCUGCUAUUAGAUCGGUUCAGGUUGGCUAUGCCGGUGGCACGCUCGCGAAUCCCACCUACGAGAAUGUCUGUCAGGGCGACACCGGGCAUGCCGAGGCGAUAACCGCCAUCUACGACCCCGAAAAAGUCUCUUAUCGCAAGCUGUUGGACUUCUUCUGGAGUAUCCACGACCCAACGACAAAAAAUGCGCAAGGAAUGGACAGGGGGACUCAAUACAGAUCUGUAGUGUUUUAUCACACACCUGAGCAAAAAACGGAAGCCGAGAACUACAAGAAGGAACUGCAGGCGUCCAAGUUCAACAAACCCAUCGUCACCGAGAUUGUAGAAGCCACCACCUUCUAUCCGGCCGAGGAAUAUCAUCAAAACUACCUAAAAAAAAAUCCUCAUGGUUAUUGCAACCAUUUCCGAAGGUGGACGCAAAACUAGUCUGAGGGCUGAGCGCUGAGUGCAUGUUCCGCCAGGGAGUUAGUCCAUAAAGCGCUGCUCGCCCCUGUCACAAAUUCCUGAAA
This is a messenger RNA of Schistocerca gregaria, 651 nucleotides long. RefSeq names its product peptide methionine sulfoxide reductase-like. The record is from RefSeq and is a predicted model, not a curated record. Gene Ontology annotation, molecular function: peptide-methionine (S)-S-oxide reductase activity. Bases 56 to 568 code for a protein of 170 amino acids. NCBI's taxonomy places the organism in Eukaryota, Metazoa, Arthropoda, Insecta, Orthoptera, Acrididae. The transcript is spliced from 5 exons.